Paramacrobiotus metropolitanus is the source of this 2507-nucleotide messenger RNA. RefSeq lists its product as uncharacterized. The transcript has 9 exons. NCBI's taxonomy places the organism in Eukaryota, Metazoa, Tardigrada, Eutardigrada, Parachela, Macrobiotidae. The record is from RefSeq and is a predicted model, not a curated record. Bases 470 to 2173 code for a protein of 567 amino acids.
UAUGAAGUUUUAUUUGUCUAGACAGACUGCCGCUUGCUUACCCAUCUGAAGGGUCCAUUUUUUUAAACUGAUUUUGCAUCCUCUAAUCUGCUCUCCUACCUAGGUUAACCGUACGCCAGUUAACAAAAAGUUGAACUUCAAAGAACUUGAUUAAUACGAGGCAGACACCUUCACUAGAAUUGUUUUGAGAUCUGUAUCAGCAGCGGGCCAUUUGUUAAUUGCAUGAUUGCAUCCGCUUUGUCUUAUUACCAGGAGACAGCUGUGAUUCGAUCAGUUUUAAAGCCUAUUAAGACUAAACCAUAAGCAGGAUAAAUCUGACUGCGAUUGCCAUUGCUCACGUCCGGUUUUUAUGUGCUUACAAUUUUGGUUGCGCCUUGGGUUUGAACGAAUUCCAGCAUUUGGGGUUUGAAUUAUUAAUCGCAGUGAUAAGAGAUUCUGUAGUUAGCACGUAGAAUAAUAAUCAUUACCCAUGUCGGUGCCACCAUUGUCCCGUUGCAAGUCGGCGCAAGAACUGCGGUCGCUGCAGUGUAAAUCGCCCAGUGUGGAUGUCAGUAAUUCCUUGAGACGAUCUGAAAGUGCAUAUUUUGUCCGAGAUUUUCCUUCACAUGCGGUAUGCGACGAUGUCCAGGAAGAGAAGAAAGCCACACAGCGGCCGCCGCAAAAAGUGAAGGAUGUCGUGGAGUAUUGGCAUGCUUUUAUUGGCGUGUGGCCAAAUGGUCGAACGCGAAGAUAUGAAGAGGUUGUCCUCUCGGCAGAAAGAUUUCUCAAAAUGUACGGAAUUCAAGGUUGCUGCGACAUUUCCCCGCAAACAAGAGGAUUUGUGGCAUCCUUCCGUUCGCGCAGCGCUGCGGAAUUGGCCAUAAACAACGCAGAGGACAGCAAGUUCGAUGAUGCACUGCGUCGUAGCGCCGUGGCCCGAUUGGUGACUUUGAAUCGGUUGCCCUUUAUAGCUGAGGAGCUAGAAGCGGAAGUGUGGAUUUAUCCGAAGCGGUAUGAACCGUGUGCUGACCAAGUGGAAGAAUUGGUCAAAUGGUGGCAUCAGUUGCAGUGGUGCGGUGAAGUGGACGGCAAGUUCCAGCAACAAGAUGACGUGUGGAAAAUGAUUUUGAAGCCUUUCCACGUUGACCAGGAAGAAGUGAAGUAUGUUGUGAAGAUGCGGUCAUCCGAAACGGCAGUUGUCGCCGCUGCUUCUGCAUCUACCAGUCCGCUGGCGAAUUGCAUCAGACAGUUGGUCAUCAAAGCGUCCCAUGCCUCUUGUUACAAACAUCGAUUCGACACGGAAUCGCUGGUGAUAAUCCUGCCUGCUUGUGCUGGAGUGCCGUUCGAUGAAAAUACCCUCAUUGCAUGGAGUAGACCACUGGAAAAUAUUAUUGAUUUCCGACGUUUCAAUACCAAAAUCCUCGAGCCGAACGUCUGGCAACUUUUUACCAAGUACGCCGACGAACGGAAUUUGAUACUGAGGAAUAUCAAAAUGUGUGGACGGUAUCGUAAUUGCCCCGUUUCGGUGGUCUCUUGGUUGGAAUAUUUGCAGUACACAAAGUUCAAAACGGUGCUUACGGAAGCCGAACAACACCGACUGAAACUUUUGAUUGAAGGGAACCCGGAAGAACUACAAAAAAUCCAGCAGGAACUGGCAGCGUUAAACCAAAAAAUGAUUGCGACGGUGGCGGAUGAUGGAACAGAUUCGUAUUACUAUGACCUUGCUCACUGCCUUCUGCACCGCAUUGACCUCAUAGUUAAUCGUUUCGGAAAUUGUAUGAAAAAUGAGAAGAUCCAGUUCUUUGAUUUGUUUAUUACUUCCGUGGAUUAUUAUCAAACGGCACUGAAACGCGCAUCGACCAUCCACAAAUUCCGCGAUCAGCUGGACGAUCUGGUUGAAAUCUAUCGAGCUGCCGGAGGUCUCAUACUGAAUACCUACUUGUCACUGGACCAGUUGAACGGAGUGGUAUUUUACUUAUGGUUUCGCGACCUGAAUGAUCUUACUAGACUCCGUGAUGAUGUUAAAAAACGAAGAGUCUAUUUAGUGGACGUUAUCCAGCCGCAAAGGGAUAUGAAAGUCACAACUGAGGCGUUGGGCGGGGGCGGUUUUAGUGCUUACUUCCGGUCAGGAGAGCGAAGGGUCAUCCUAAAUCUUAUUGAAAUCUCAAAAAGCGUAGCGUGGGAUUUCAAGUAGAUUGUGCGUAUGCUAACCAUAAUUGUUUGGAAUAGUUUUUUAUUUAAUUUCGGCAUGGAUAUUUCCAUCACUGCGGAUGGACGUUGCCUAAUAAAUGAGUCCUUUUGGUAUGAAGAUUGUUAACAGUAACACCGUCUUGUUUUAACAUCGUUUGGUGAACUUCCGCUGAAUUGCGCAAACUGGGAUUGAAUAGCCCAGAUGAUUAUUUUGUAACUCAAAAGGUUAUGUCAAGUUAAGCAGAGACUUAGUGAAUAAAAUUUUUAUUUGUUACAGGUUGCAUUUGCAACUACUUCUGCUGCGAAUUUAUCGUGGUCUUGUAGUUUGCCUUCCAUGU